AUGGAUGUUAACAUUGCUCUUGGACUGCUUGCUACACUGGUUGUUCUUACUUCACAGCCAUAUAAUACAGAAGGUAGAAAUAUUAUUUGCCGCAAAGAUCUGCACAAACUUCAGAAGCGCUCAGGUGAGGGUGUUGUUCUUAUAGAAGAUUAUGAAGUCACACCAAAGGAUGAGGAGCGAGGCACUGACUGUGUGGAAUAUGAGGCAGCUGGCCUUUCUCCCACCCCUGCUUCACAAACAACCACGAUGAAUAAAGUACCAUACACGGUUACGCCAAUCGGAACCUCCAAAAAGCCUUCCAAAAUCCACUGCAGGAUGGACUAUGGUAAACCUGUGAAGCUGGAUCCACCCAUGAGGAAUCUGCCCACACUUCCCAGUUCUAAAGGGAAUGGAGUGGUCUCUGGUCCGUAUGCAGGGAGAGUGAAUGGUUUUGUUAACACCCAACCUAGGGUAGUGUGUGGGAAAGUGCAAAUUCAAAUGAGAAGUGUCCCUAAAGGAUUGAAGUAUCACGCUAAAGGCAACCGGGGAAAGCAAGAUAAUAAAGGACCAGAGGCAGUUAAGCCAAAAGUGGGCAGGCCUGUGAUGUCUAUUAGGGUGUCCAGCAGUGGAAGCUCCUCUUUGUACAACUUUGUACAACUUUCUCUACAAGUUGCUUAUCAGAGAAUGUUAGCUGCUCAGAAGCCCAGGGGAAGUUCAGCAUCUUCUCGCUGUGUUUAAGGCGCAGGGCAGAGUAUUAGUCUAAUGUUCUUCUCCAAGUCAAUAUAUGCUAAUUAAAAUGUUCAUGUCAAUAGCCAACUGUCUCCUUUCAGCAAGCUAAAUGUGGGCUCCAUAUAAUUUAGCUGAUAAAUCCUAUCCACCUUAUUCUUCAACGCUUCAUUAGCCACUAUAGGGAAAUAACAAGAAGAAUAACAACAUGCAGUAAAC
Messenger RNA from Labeo rohita (rohu), 924 nucleotides. RefSeq lists its product as uncharacterized. The transcript is spliced from 3 exons. Lineage: Eukaryota; Metazoa; Chordata; Actinopteri; Cypriniformes; Cyprinidae. The record is from RefSeq and is a predicted model, not a curated record. The coding region runs from base 1 to 717 and encodes 238 amino acids.